AUGGGUCCCGUAAAGUACAAGUGUUUGUCAAUAACCGACAAAAAAAAAGUAAUCGCAGCAGUUGAAGCAGGUGAAAAAAAACAGAUGUUGCUCUACGUUUUGGUACCACAAAUUUUCAAGCUAGUGAGGGGUUGGUUGGAAAAAUUUAAAAAACGUCAUGAUUUAACUUUCAAAAAAGUAUGUGGAGAGAGUGCAAGUGUUGACCCGUGCAAUUCACAAGAUUUGAAAAAUGAGUUAAUCGAUCUAUUGGUUGAUUAUGAUGCUAGGGAUAUUUUUAAUUCCGAUGAGACCGGACUUUUUUACAAAUGUUUACCUGAUCGCACUUUGACAUUUAAAAACGAAAAAUGUCAUGGUAGUAAAAAUAGUAAAGAACGGAUAACAGUGGUGUUGGCCGCAAACAUGGAUGGAUCCCAGAAACUUAAGCCCUUAAUGAUCGGAAAAUUCGCAAACUAA
Messenger RNA from Metopolophium dirhodum (rose-grain aphid), 453 nucleotides. Its product is annotated as tigger transposable element-derived protein 6-like. The record is from RefSeq and is a predicted model, not a curated record. The transcript is spliced from 2 exons. Gene Ontology annotation, molecular function: DNA binding. Gene Ontology annotation, cellular component: nucleus. Lineage: Eukaryota; Metazoa; Arthropoda; Insecta; Hemiptera; Aphididae. The coding region runs from base 1 to 453 and encodes 150 amino acids.